Lates calcarifer (barramundi perch) is the source of this 997-nucleotide messenger RNA. It is a transcript of the gene mustn1b, whose product is annotated as musculoskeletal, embryonic nuclear protein 1b. The coding region runs from base 169 to 417 and encodes 82 amino acids. The transcript has 3 exons. The record is from RefSeq and is a predicted model, not a curated record. Lineage: Eukaryota; Metazoa; Chordata; Actinopteri; Centropomidae. Gene Ontology annotation, cellular component: nucleus. Gene Ontology annotation, biological process: chondrocyte differentiation; chondrocyte proliferation; tissue regeneration.
GCAGAGUGGGGAAGAGGGUAGCAGGUCUGACUGACUCACUGGGUCUGGACCAGGACUAUAUAUAAUGGCAGGCUUGUUUGGAGACAAAGACACACACUAGAAAAAUAGCAGCGACUCUGUCACACUGAAAAGAGUGUCUGUUGAAUCAAUACCCCAACAUCAAUCACCAUGUCACAGCCAGGUGAGGUGAAGAAGAAGAAGCGUCCCCCAAUGAAGGAGGAGGACCUGAAAGGAGCCCGCAGUAAACUGGGACUGAAGGGCGAGGUCAAGAGUAAGACCUAUGAGGUCAUGGUGGAGUGUGAACGCAUGGGCAAAGUGGCUCCGUCAGUAUUCAGCAGUGUGAGGAUGGGGACAGAGACGGCCCUGGAGAAGCCUGCUGCUGCCAAAGCUCCUGGAGCCAGUGUGUUCAGCAAGUAGAGACACACUGCAGGACAAAACAGAAAGCACUGAAGAAACAUACGCUGUAGUCUUGAACUUUUUGAGUCAGUGAUGUUAUUGCGUAAUAUGGAUUGAAAAGUGUGUGUUUUUCUUCUAUAUUUUAAAAAGUUAGUUGACAUUAGGAGAGAUAAUAUGUUUGUUUAGUGGUAGUAGUGUGUGACAUUACGGCUAUAUAAGCAGUUAUUGUACAUCAUCAUCAUCACCACGCAUCAGACUUGGAGAAUGGCUUAGGUUUUGAAUGUGGCGCGGGUUGUAAAUGCGUUGUAACAUUCUUUCAUCAGUGGUGACAAAGCUUUUUAAAAUAUUUGCUUAUUUGCUCAGUUUUUUACUAUUUAUUUGACUAUUUUUCCUAAAUAAAUUAUUUCCCACUAUAUAGAAAUAUAAUGUUUUUUGUUUGUUUGUUUGUUUCUUUAAUUUCUUAGUAGUAAACUACAAAAAGAGGAUAAUUCUGUGUAUUUAGGGCUUGAAAUGAACACUUGGCAAAUCACCAAAUGCAAAUAAACAGCAAUUGUGGCAGGUAACCUCAUCAAGUAUAGUUAAGUUGAAGUUGAAAUUUUGA